AUGGCGAAGGCAGAUCAGCGUUUCGGCCAGCGGGACGGCUCCGACCAGAACUUUGAUUACAUGUUCAAGCUGCUGAUCAUUGGCAACAGCAGCGUUGGGAAGACGUCCUUCCUGUUCCGCUACGCCGACGACUCCUUCAGCAACUCCUUCGUCAGCACCGUGGGCAUCGACUUCAAGGUGAAGACGGUGUAUCGCAACGACAAGAGGAUCAAGCUGCAGAUCUGGGACACGGCCGGCCAGGAGAGAUACCGCACCAUCACCACGGCGUACUACCGCGGCGCCAUGGGCUUCAUCCUCAUGUAUGACAUCACCAACGAAGACUCGUUCAACGCCGUCCAGGACUGGGCCACUCAGAUCAAGACGUACUCCUGGGAUAACGCCCAGGUGAUCAUGGUGGGCAACAAGUGUGACAUGGACGAGGAGCGGGUCGUGCCCCCGGAGAAAGGAAGACAUCUCUCCGAACAGUUGGGCUUCGAGUACUUCGAGACGAGUGCGAAGGAGAACAUCAACGUGCGGCAGGUGUUCGAGCGCCUGGUGGACAUCAUCUGCGUGAAGAUGUCGGAGCGCGUGGACGGAGAUGCAGACAUCAUCAAAUCACCCAGUGACCCAAAGAAAUACAGGUACAUCCAGCUGACCAACGGCCUCCGAGCUCUCCUCAUCUCAGACUUCAGUGGCUCCGACUCGAAGGGCUGUGGUGACAACGGAGAGGACAAGGCUGAAACUGAGGCCCGGGGCGAGGAGGAAGAGGAAGAUGAAGGGGAUUCCGGUGAGGGGUCAGAGGAGGACGAGGAGGAGGACGAAGAGGCGGAGCAGGACAGCGACUUCGAGGAGCUGGACGAGGAGAACCCAGGGAAGAAGAGAGGGAGCUCUGAGAAACAGGCUGCAGCUGCUCUGUGCAUCGGUGUGGGGAGCUUCAGCGACCCGGAGGACCUGCCCGGCCUCGCCCACUUCCUGGAACACAUGGUGUUUAUGGGCAGUGAGAAGUAUCCAGCAGAGAACGGCUUCGACGCCUUCUUGAAGAAGCACGGCGGAAGUGACAACGCCUCCACCGACUGUGAGAGAACCAUCUUCCAGUUCGAUGUGCAGAGGAAGUAUUUCAGAGAGGCGCUGGACCGGUGGGCUCAGUUCUUCAUCUGUCCUCUGAUGAUCGAGGACGCCAUCGACAGAGAGGUGGAGGCUGUGGACAGUGAGUACCAGCUGGCGAGGCCGUCAGACUCACAUCGGAAGGAGAUGCUGUUCGGGAGCCUCGCUAAACCUGGACACCCUAUGAGCAAGUUCUGCUGGGGUAACGCUCAGACAUUAAAAGAUGAGCCCAGAGAGAAACAGAUCAACACGUACCAGCGGCUCCGAGACUUCUGGAGGAGACAUUACUCUGCUCACUACAUGACGCUCACCGUUCAGUCCAAAGAGACUCUGGACACUCUGGAGCAGUGGGUGAGGGAGAUCUUCCUUAAAGUUCCCAACAAUUGUGAACCUCGACCGGACUUCUCUCACCUGCAGCAGCCGUUUGACACACCGGCCUUCAACAAGCUCUACAGAGUGAUCCCUGUGAGGAAGGUUCAUGCUCUGACCAUCAGCUGGGCCGUCCCUCCACAGGGAAAACACUACAGAGUGAAGCCGCUGCAUUACAUCUCCUGGCUCAUCGGACAUGAAGGAACCGGGAGCAUCUUGUCUCUGCUCAGGAAGAAGUGCUGGGCUCUGGCUCUGUUUGGAGGAAACAGUGAGACGGGCUUUGAUCAAAACACCACCUACUCCAUCUUCUCCAUCUCUAUCACCCUCACCGACCAGGGCUACCAGAACUUCUACCAGGUGGUGGAUUUUGUGUUCCAGUAUCUGAAGAUGCUCCAGACUCUGGGCCCCCAGCAGAGGAUCUAUGAGGAAAUUCAGAAGAUAGAAGCCAAUGAGUUCCACUAUCAGGAGCAGACGGAUCCCAUCGAGUUUGUGGAGAACAUCUGUGAGAACAUGCAGCUGUUUCCCAAAGACGACUUCCUGACCGGGGACCAGCUCAUGUUUGAGUUCGACCCUCAGGUGAUCAGUGCUGCUCUGUCCCUGCUGACUCCAGACAGAGCGAACCUGCUGCUGCUGUCACCAGAAAACGAAGGUCGCUGUUCACUCAGAGAGAAAUGGUUUGGUACCUGCUACAGCAUGGAGGAGAUCCCAGAGACGUGGGCUCAGCGCUGGGCGGGAGACUUUGACCUCAACCCUGAACUCCACCUUCCUGCUGAGAACAAGUUCAUCGCAACGGAUUUCGCCCUGAAAACGUUUGAUUGUGCGGACACGGAGUUUCCCGUCAGGAUCGUGAACAACGAGCGCGGCUGUCUGUGGUACAAGAAGGACAACAAGUUCAAGAUCCCCAAAGCUUAUAUUCGUUUCAACUUGAUCUCCCCGGUGAUACAGAGGAGCCCAGAGAAUCUUGUUCUGUUCGACAUCUUCGUCAACAUCCUGGCUCACAACCUGGCGGAGCCGGCGUAUGAGGCGGACGUGGCGCAGCUCGAGUACAAGCUGGUGGCCAGCGAGCACGGACUGGUGAUCCGGCUGAAAGGCUUCAACCACAAGCUGCCGCUGCUGUUGACGCUGAUCGUGGAUCACCUGGCGGACUUCAGCGCCGAGCCGGGCAUCUUCACCAUGUUCUCAGAGCAGCUGAAGAAAACCUACUUCAACAUCCUCAUCAAACCGGAGCGACUCGGGAAAGACGUCCGUCUGAUGAUCCUGGAGCACUGUCGCUGGUCAGUCAUUCAGAAGUAUCAGGCCGUGGUCAAAGGUCUGACCGUGGACGACCUCAUGGCGUUUGUCAGGGGGCUGAAGGCGGAGCUCUACACUGAGGGGCUGGUGCAGGGAAACUUCACCAGCACGGAGUCCAGGGGGUUUCUGCAGUACUUCACCCAGAAGCUGCAGUACCAGCCUCUGUCUGCAGAGGUCCCCGUGCUGUUCCGGGUGGUGGAGCUGCCUCAGAAAAAUCAUCUCUGUAAAGUCAAAUCUCUCAAUAAGGGAGACGCAAACUCUGAGGUCACUGUCUACUACCAGUCGGGGCUGAAGAACCUCAGAGAGCACGCCCUCAUGGAGCUGAUGGUGAUGCACAUGGAGGAGCCCUGCUUCGACUUCCUCAGGACGAAGGAGACACUGGGGUACCAGGUGUACCCGACCUGCAGGAACACCUCAGGAGUGCUGGGCUUCUCCGUCACCGUGGAAACACAGGCCACCAAGUUUAGCACCGAGUUUGUCGAGGCGAAGAUCCAAGAGUUCCUGGUCAGUUUCGGGGAACGCCUGGCGAGUCUGAGCGAGGAGGCCUUCAGGACCCAGGUGACGGCUCUCAUCAAGCUGAAGGAGUGCGAGGACGCUCACCUGGGGGAGGAAGUGGACCGCAACUGGUUUGAGGUGGUCACCCAGCAGUACGUCUUCGACCGGCUCAACAAGGAGAUCCAGGUUCUGAAGCACUUCACUCAGGAGGAGCUGGUCUCCUGGUUCCUGGAGCACAGAAACACCAGCAGCAGGAAGCUCAGUGUACAUGUGGUGGGCUUCGGGGUCGAGGAGAACGACCCCACGGAUCAGAGCGUCGCCUGCGGCUCAGACGGCUCUGACAACCCCCCCACCUCGUCCUACGGCGAGGUCAGCGAGCUGACCUUCCUGUCGGCCUCCUCGCCAUCACUCCAGGACGCCACGCUCAUCAGCGACAUCAGAGCGUUCACUUCCUCCCUCCCCCUGCACCCCUACCACAAAAUCCUCAGCUAGGCCACUCCCACUGCAGAGCGCCAACAAACUCCACUAAAGACUGACACAGUAACCAUGGCGACGACUAGCACUCGUAAUCACACUGUUCAAAGAGGUCGAGUUUAGGACACAAACCGAGAAACGUUUCAGAAAUGUUAGUUAUUUUCUUUAUGUGAUAACGCUGUGUUCAUGUCCUGAAGGAAAAUGUAAAUCUGAGCUUCUUAUUGAUAAAUCAUCAUCGGCUGUAAAUAAAAAUGGACGACGCUUCUCCACCCACUUCAGAAAAGAAGCGAAAAUAUCUCAGAUGCAAACGCUGCCAUCUUGUGGUGGUGACGUCAUUUACAGUCAGAGUGUAAUCCGACCUAAUCCUCAAACAACAAAUUCAAUCUGUUAACAUGGAGGUUUAUUACCUUUACUGCAGCCAGCCACCAGGGGGCGAAAGAGAUGCUUCAUCAUGUCGUCCAUCUUUAGUUACAGUCUGUGGUUCAGACCUCAGUGUAAAAAUGAUUGAACUUUGACCUUAAACCCAAAUUAAACCAAGUCUGUGACAAACACUUAUUUUUAUUAUUAUUAUUAUUUAUAAUAAUUUGUGGAAACUUUUAAUUGAAGCAUACGUCACAGUUGAACAAAGAUUUAUGAUCAAAAUGAUAAUAAACACAGAAAUCAAUAAGUCUUCUCACUGAAGAAGCUGGAACCAGAGUUAUUAAAAUAUUGAAACAUUUAUACGGAGGUGAUUCACGGUUCCUCCUGAUUGCUCUGUGAAAUGAGAUUUUCCCAGGUGCAGUGAACGCAGCACGAUGAUCCCACUGUAAUAUUCUGUUAUUUCGAUGUGUAGAUCUGAACAGAAACUGAUGAACAGCACGAAUCUGUUGUUGAGCCGGACGACGAGUUUGACAAUAAAAUAAUCCGACAUCGUAAUAACAUUUUCAGUUCAAUGGCAUUUAAAAAUAGCUUCUGAUUAUUAAUUCUUUAAAUGAUAAUAAAAAAUCUUCAAGUGUUUGUAAAA
Messenger RNA from Limanda limanda (common dab), 4714 nucleotides. RefSeq names its product nardilysin-like. The transcript has 34 exons. Gene Ontology annotation, biological process: proteolysis. Lineage: Eukaryota; Metazoa; Chordata; Actinopteri; Pleuronectiformes; Pleuronectidae. The record is from RefSeq and is a predicted model, not a curated record. Gene Ontology annotation, molecular function: GTPase activity; GTP binding; metalloendopeptidase activity. The coding region runs from base 1 to 3729 and encodes 1242 amino acids.